GUGUGCCUCUGAUUUAUCAAUGAUAAUGUUGCGUGCAACAGUUUGAUAAACGACAAUAAUUUGUUGUGCACGGAAAUCCUGUAGAGAUACCGAAGAGUCAAAGGGACGGGCUGCACCAAUAGCACACUGCUCUUGCCAUCUUUGUGCUUGACUUUCUCCUCCCACCACUCUUGUGUGAGAAUUGCAGCGAGCCACCAGCCUAGGAAAAUCGGUUAUCCGAAUACUCCGUGGAAAGGGGGUGGCAAAGAAGAGCGAUUAGGCUGAAGAUAACUGUUUGGUGGGGAAAGACGAUUUGGUUUGGAGAAGUUUCUAAAGUUUAGUUCACAAUGUCUUUGUCGGUACCCCAGAAUGGAAUCAAGGCGGAUAACGAGCCCGUUAUCGAGCUCUUUGUGAAGGCGGGAAGUGAUGGCGAGAGCAUCGGGAACUGUCCGUUCUCACAGAGACUCUUCAUGAUCCUGUGGCUAAAGGGAGUGGUGUUCAACGUCACCACAGUGGACCUGAAGAGGAAGCCUGCAGACCUCCAGAACCUGGCCCCGGGCACACACCCUCCCUUCAUCACCUUCAAUGGGGAGGUCAAGACCGACGUCAACAAGAUCGAGGAGUUCCUAGAGGAUGUCCUCAGCCCACCCAAGUUCACCAAGCUUGGCACCAGACACCCGGAGUCCAACACAGCUGGGAUGGACAUCUUUGCCAAGUUCUCAGCCUUCAUCAAGAACUCCAAACCAGAUGCCAACGAGGGUCUGGAGCGUGGGCUGUUGAAGACCCUGCAGAAGCUGGAUGAGUACCUGCGCUCCCCACUGCCUGACGAGAUCGACCACAACAGCAUCGAGGACAUCAAAAUCUCCACUCGCAAGUUCCUGGACGGUGACGAGAUGACACUGGCUGACUGCAACCUCCUGCCCAAGCUGCACAUCGUCAAGGUGGUGACCAAGAAGUACAGAGGCUUUGACAUUCCCAAGGAUAUGACGGGCAUCUGGCAGUACCUGCAGAACGUCUAUACGUGUGAGGAGUUCACCAACACCUGCCCCAGCGACAAAGAGAUUGAGAUCGCCUACCAAGACGUGGCCAAGAGGCUGGUCAAAUAGGGCUAUUCCCCCCCCCCCCCCCCGGCACUGGGACUGGUCUGUUCAGACACGAGAAAGAACUAUGGACUACCUUUCCUUCACUCAUUUAAAGCAAACCUAAUGCAUAAAUCUCUCUGUUCCUACCGUUCCCUUUUUAUUUUUAGAAGAUUUCUUGAGUACAUGAAGCUCAAAGGUCCAUUGGUUGUUACUUUUUUGUUUUCUUUUUGUUCUGAUGAUUGUUUCGGGGCGUCUGACUGGCGAGGCGGUCGAGCUACCUGCCAGAUUGGACGCAGGCUAGUGUGUAUCCGAGCUUAUCAGUUGGAGGGCCAUCGACACACACUAUAAAGUGGCCUUCCGGCUGACACUCUGUUUCCACACGGGAAUAUGGUCACAAGUGUUUUUUUUCCUUCUGUUGUCUGUUCAAUAUUGAUUUGCAUUUCAUGCUUGCUUUGAAAGUAACCAUUACAAGACUGAUUUUGUGUGUUGGUUUAAACAGUGUUGAAAGCUUCAGUGUUUUUGGCUCUAGAGAGUAAAUGAGGGCAGGUUUCACUGCAUGUACUGCAUUAGACGCUAGGCCAAACCACAGUUGACAUAUCAGCGCGAUAUUCUUCAUUUUACUGUUGCGUUGCUUGAGUCAAUUGGUAUAACUAUAAUACAGGUAAGGCUACCUGUUGUACAUGCUCUGAUACCAUUUACUCCAUAACCUUGUAUGUGGACACAUGGGUGCAAAGAUCCAUGACAAUUAUGCUACCUGAGCUCAGUCUACAGUAGGCUUAGAUGUACCUGUGCCAGGUCCUUAGAUGUUUUCAGCUCAGAACAAGGGAACCUAAGAUGCGUGAAAUAUUAGAUACUAUGUAGCAAACAAAACCAACCAUUUAGACUUGUAUGGGAAUACAAACUGUCCUUCAUCACUGCAUUGCCUCAUAUCACUGCUCCAUAUAGACACUGACUCAUAUCACUGCUCCAUAUAGACACUGACUCAUAUCACUGCUCCAUAUAGACACUGACUCAUAUCACUGCUCCAUAUAGACACUGACUCAUAUCACUGCUCCAUAUAGACACUGACUCGUAUCACUGCUCCAUAUAGACACUGACUCGUAUCACUGCUCCAUAUAGACACUGACUCGUAUCACUGCUCCAUAUAGACACUGACUCGUAUCACUGCUCCAUAUAGACACUGACUCGUAUCACUGCUCCAUAUAGACACUGACUCGUAUCACUGCUCCAUAUAGACACUGACUCGUAUCACUGCUCCAUAUAGACACUGACACUCUUGGCAGUAAUGCUCAUUUUGCCCAAAAUGAACAUAUUUUUUUUCUCUCUCCUGUACAGUAUGAAGGGAAAUGUUUAGCUUGUGUUGUGCUGGCAGCAGUGGUAGUUUUAUAUUACACUUCAGCCACCGAAAAGGGGACAUUUUAUUCGGGUCUCACUGUGGAUUGAAUGACUCCUGUUAUCUAAACUAGUGAAGUAACAAAAACACACUCGCCAUCUUUCUAUCGCAUACAGAAGAACCCCGAUCAGCCAUCAGAAAUGGUGACACUAAAGAUAUUUAUGAGAAUAGGCAUCGGGGCGAGGAGACUGGUAAUGUUAUGACUAUCAUUUAGGAUUUCAUUUUCUCAUUAUUUAGAAUGCUUUCAAAGGUAGUGAGUGUAUUCUGUCAUAGUUUCAAAAUGCUUUAGUGUGGCUAAAGCAAAAAUAUGUAUCGUUUUGUUUUUUCUCCCCUUUGCCAUCCUUUCGGACAUUUGUUGUAAUACAAAUUUGAUAAAAGGAUUUGUAAAUAUUUGUUUUGAUUAUUCAGAGUUCAAUGUGUAAAUUGUAUACAUUCAUUGGUUGGUUUGAAUUGGGGGGGUGGUGUAAGCCUUUUUUACCUGCUUGGGUUUUAGUACUAGAAGACAUCUCCUCUGGCCUUUAUUUGUUUUCUCUUGCUCAGACGGUUUUAAAAAUCACUGCAAAUACGACAUGUGUAUGUCAAUUUCAGAAGAAAAGAUCCAGGCUAUGUCAUGGCUUUUUUUUAAACAAUAUUGACAUUAUUGAAAUAAACCUAUUAUUGGCA
This is a messenger RNA of Salvelinus namaycush (lake trout), 3117 nucleotides long. Its product is annotated as chloride intracellular channel protein 4-like. The coding region runs from base 327 to 1085 and encodes 252 amino acids. The transcript is spliced from 6 exons. Lineage: Eukaryota; Metazoa; Chordata; Actinopteri; Salmoniformes; Salmonidae. The record is from RefSeq and is a predicted model, not a curated record.